This is a messenger RNA of Gigantopelta aegis, 1428 nucleotides long. RefSeq names its product ubiquitin-fold modifier 1. Gene Ontology annotation, biological process: protein K69-linked ufmylation. Gene Ontology annotation, cellular component: nucleus; cytoplasm. The transcript is spliced from 5 exons. The coding region runs from base 36 to 293 and encodes 85 amino acids. The record is from RefSeq and is a predicted model, not a curated record. Lineage: Eukaryota; Metazoa; Mollusca; Gastropoda; Neomphalida; Peltospiridae.
UCCGGUAUUGCGUGUCAACACACCGGCGUGACAAGAUGUCGAAGGUAACUUUCAAGAUAACGUUGACGUCUGAUCCAAAACUGCCAUACAAAGUGUUGAGUGUUCCAGAAGCCACACCUUUCACAGCAGUUUUAAAAUUUGCAGCUGAAGAGUUCAAAGUCCCUGCUGCUACUAGUGCCAUUAUCACAAACGAUGGUAUUGGAAUUAACCCAGCUCAGAAUGCAGGCAAUGUGUUUCUAAAGCAUGGCACGGAAUUGAGACUUAUACCAAGAGACAGAGUAGGGUGCUGUUGACACAAUGAUAACGAUUCUAGGAAAUAAUAAAUUUGAACUUUUUACGAUUUUGUGGCAGGAGAAACACACUGGAAUCUCAGUGGUUGAAGACAUGACUUUGGCUAAUUCCUGCUGCAGCCAUUUUAACCAAUGAAACGUCUCUCUCAGAUAUAUCUUCCAUAUUGCUACAGGAUAUACAGGCCUCUAAGAAUUGAAAACUGGUGAAAACCAUUCAUGGGUUACGCAAAAACAAGUUGUGGUAACCCAUUUUGAUUUUGCAUAAUCCAUUGUGAUCAUGUAAAUGAUGUUUUAAAUUAAAUGCAUGAAUGGAAAUUAGUUGACACAAAACUAGCAUUGUGUAAGUGCUGGGCAAAUGGAACUAUCAUUCUUGCCAUUUUUAGAGGCCUGUUGUUACAAUAAUUGUUGGGAUACUCUUACAUGUAUUGGGCAUAUUCAGAGGUAUCACAAACAGUUUUAAUUGUGAUUCAGUUAUUGGACACAGGACCACACGUCAAUUGUGAAUUUUAAAAACAAUUUGCAAAUUUUAUUUCAUUUUGACAAACAAAUUUAAUGUAAUUAUUGAUAUUUUGUUGGAAAAUAAAGUGGGUUUUGAAGUUUAAUAGAUAAUUUGGCGAACUUUUGUAUUUGCCCAGAGCUAACCCUGGGACAUAUUCAAAGGUGUCACAAACAGUUGUAAGUGUGAUACAGUUAUUGGACAUAUUUAAAGGUAUCACCAACAGUUUCAAAUGGGAUUCAGUUAUUGGGUAUAUUCAGUGGUAUCACAGUUUCAAAUGGGAUUCAGUUAUUGGGUAUAUUCAGUGGUAUCACAGUUUCAAGGUAUUUGUUUUAAUUUGGGCAUUGGAGUGGCAGGGCUAACCCUGGGACAUAUUCAAAGGUGUCACAAACAGUUGUAAGUGUGAUACAGUUAUUGGACAUAUUUAAAGGUAUCGCCAAAAGUUUCAAAUGGGAUUCAGUUAUUGGGUAUAUUCAGUGGUAUUACAGUUUCAAAUGGGAUUCAGUUAUUGGGUAUAUUCAGUGGUAUUACAGUUUCAAAUGGGAUUCAGUUAUUGGGUAUAUUCAGUGGUAUCACAGUUUCAAAUGGGAUUCAGUUAUUGGGUAUAUUCAGUGGUAUCACAGUUUCAAAUGGGAUUCAGUU